Messenger RNA from Rhipicephalus sanguineus (brown dog tick), 1191 nucleotides. RefSeq names its product zinc finger protein 337. The coding region runs from base 320 to 1171 and encodes 283 amino acids. The record is from RefSeq and is a predicted model, not a curated record. The transcript has 7 exons. NCBI's taxonomy places the organism in Eukaryota, Metazoa, Arthropoda, Arachnida, Ixodida, Ixodidae. Gene Ontology annotation, cellular component: nucleus.
UCGUGGUUUUGACGAGUGGUUGUCGUUGUGGUGGUAAUUUGGUAAUAGCUUGAAUAUCAGCGUUCCUCACUUAUCAUAACUCAUCUCGACGCUGUCGCUGCCCUUGCUGACGCAGUGCUCAAUUUGCCAUCGUUGCAAGGCAUGUGUGUGGACGUCCUGUCGCCGGCUUCAAAUGUGCGGAGUGCCGCGUCCUCAGGGAUUGACCUGACGGACCAGUGUGGCCAACGCCUGCAGUCCAGAGAGGCAGAGUCUGUUGCAAUUGAAGGAAUUGAAUGUCACUGCUGUGCAAGACAGAAGCCUAUGGGAAGAUGGAGAGUUAAUGCAACAGUGGUUGCUCUGUGUUGUUGUCAUCUCCAACAAACCAUGGCUGUUGCCUCACGACAAGACUUCUGAAACGCCUCAACCCAGAACUUCGAGACAGUGUGCAGUCCGAAUCCUCCGUGUAGUGCUCGAGCGCCAUGGAGAUUCGUGUGCAGAGCCCCCCGAGUCAAACGAAACUCCAGCGAACCAGCAAUCAGAGCCUCCCACUGAAAAUAAAGUUUCACACUCUCCUCUGAAGAUGACUCUGCGGCCACCUGCCAGGAAACGUGCUGCGUCAGAGGACUGCAUCAUUGGACCAGGAAGAAACAUCUUGCAACAGGCACGAAAAACACGUAAUGCUUGCACCACUAAUUCUGGAACAUUGCAUAAGAGUGCUGAGGAAAAAGAUGAGACUGACAGUGAGCUUCCUACUCGUAGCGUUGACAGGAGGGACAGCGAGAACUUUUCCAAAUACGUGGCCGAAUACAAUAGGUCGAAAGUCAAGGAUUACUACUCUUGCAAGCUGUGUCCGUACGGCACCCACCGGAAGAGGAACUUUGUCGUGCAUGUGCGCACCCACACGGGGGAGAAGCCGCACUGCUGUGAGGUGUGCAACGACGUUUUUGCCCAGAAGGCUCAGCUCCUGCGUCACAUGAAGAUCCAUACGGGCGAGAGGCCAUUCGAGUGCAACAUCUGCUCCAUGACUUUUGCAGAAAGGUUGACACUCAAGUGCCAUUUUCGCACACACACGGGAGAAAGGCCUUUCAAGUGUCCAACCUGCUCACGAACAUUUACACAAGUUGGCACCAUGGCCCGCCACAGGCGGUCGCACGCUUGUAAACAGCAGAAAGUGUUGGCCAAGCCUAAAUGAAUAAAAAGUAAAAAUGCGAA